This is a messenger RNA of Canis lupus familiaris (dog), 8070 nucleotides long. It is a transcript of the gene FOXN3, whose product is annotated as forkhead box N3. Gene Ontology annotation, cellular component: nucleus. Gene Ontology annotation, molecular function: cis-regulatory region sequence-specific DNA binding; DNA-binding transcription factor activity. The coding region runs from base 238 to 1704 and encodes 488 amino acids. The record is from RefSeq and is a predicted model, not a curated record. The transcript is spliced from 7 exons. NCBI's taxonomy places the organism in Eukaryota, Metazoa, Chordata, Mammalia, Carnivora, Canidae. Gene Ontology annotation, biological process: regulation of DNA-templated transcription.
UAAAAAAAGGGUCUGAAAAACAGGAGACUAGUCCUCUGCAGUCACAAUGCUUUCCGUAGCGACAGUUAGGAGCAAAGAGCACAGUCUAGGGAAACAGAAGAGCCGAAAUUACUUAAUAUUAAACAGGAAACUGACCAGGGGAGUGUGCAGCAACAUGGUGGGUUUUCAGCAAAUCUGUGGCCGGGUUUGUCCGUAACAAAAAGCCUCAAGGAGAACUUUGAUGGAGCCUUCACAUAAAUGGGUCCAGUCAUGCCUCCCAGCAAGAAGCCAGAAAGCUCAGGAAUUAGUGUCUCCAGUGGGCUGAGUCAGUGUUACCGGGGCAGUGGCUUCUCCAAGGCCCUGCAGGAGGACGAUGACCUCGACUUUUCUCUGCCUGACAUCCGACUAGAAGAGGGGGCCAUGGAAGAUGAAGAGCUGACCAAUCUGAACUGGCUACACGAGAGCAAGAACUUGCUGAAGAGCUUUGGGGAGUCGGUCCUCAGGAGUGUCAGCCCCGUGCAGGACCUGGACGAUGACACCCCGCCAUCCCCUGCCCACUCGGACAUGCCCUACGAUGCCAGGCAGAACCCCAACUGCAAACCCCCCUACUCCUUCAGCUGCCUCAUAUUUAUGGCCAUCGAGGACUCUCCAACCAAGCGCCUGCCAGUAAAGGAUAUCUACAACUGGAUCUUGGAACAUUUUCCGUAUUUUGCAAAUGCACCUACCGGGUGGAAAAACUCAGUGAGACAUAAUUUGUCUUUGAAUAAAUGUUUUAAGAAAGUGGACAAAGAGAGGAGUCAGAGCAUCGGGAAAGGGUCAUUGUGGUGCAUAGACCCAGAGUAUAGACAAAAUCUAAUUCAGGCUUUGAAAAAGACACCUUACCACCCAUACUCACACGUGUUCAAUACACCUCCUGCCUCUCCUCAGGCAUAUCAAAGCACAUCAGGUCCACCCAUCUGGCCGGGCAGUACCUUCUUCAAGAGAAAUGGAGCCCUUCUGCAAGAUCCUGACAUUGAUGCUGCCAGUGCCAUGAUGCUUUUGAAUACUCCCCCUGAGAUACAAGCAGGUUUGCCCCCUGGAGUGAUACAGAAUGGAGCGCGGGCUCUGAGCCGAGGGCUGUUUCCCGGAGUCCGGCCUUUGCCAAUCACUCCCAUCGGGAUGACGGCAGCUGUGAGGAACGGCCUGGGCGGCUGCCGGGUGCGGACUGAGAACGAGCCGUCGUGCGGCUCCCCGGUGGUCAGCGGAGACCCCAAGGAGGAUCACAACUACAGCAGCGCCAAGUCCUCCAACGCCAGGAGCACGUCGCCGGCCAGCGACUCGGUGUCCUCCUCGUCGGCCGACGACCACUACGAGUUCGCCGCCAAGGGGAGCCAGGAGGGCAGCGAGGGCAGCGAGGGCAGCUUCCAGAGCCACGAGAGCCACAGCGAGCCGGAGGACGACGAGCGCAAACACAGCCCGAAGGAGGCCAAGGAUGCCCUGGGGGACAGCGGCUAUGCGGCCCAGCACAAGAAGCGCCAGCAUCUCGCCAAGGCCCGCAAGGUCCCCAGCGACACGCUGCCCCUCAAAAAGAGACGCACGGAGAAGCCCCCCGAGAGCGACGACGAGGAGAUGAAGGAGGCGGCGGGCUCGCUCCUGCACUUGGCAGGGAUUCGGUCCUGUUUGAAUAACAUCACCAAUCGGACGGCAAAGGGGCAGAAAGAGCAAAAGGAAACCACAAAAAAUUAAAAACAAGUCACUGAUUUGUUUUGAACUUUCGGCCAUUUGGUUUUAGCAUGUCAGGAGAUUUCUAAUGAUUUGUGGCAAUAUCAGCAAUUUUUUUUCUUUCUUUUUUUUUCCUUUUGGUUUGGUUUUCUUUUCUUUUCUUUCUUUCUUUUUUUUUUUUUUUUAAUUUGCCCCUCCUUUGUUUUGGACCCUUAAGAAUUUUAUUUUUAAAGGAGAUUGAAGCCAUAGAACUCAUAUUGACACUCAGCUGUUUUACAAAAGCUUUUCAUUAUCUGAAGACAAAACCGAAAAAAGCCAAAAUUACCAUUGCUUCCUCCAGCUUUGUCAGAAACACGUGGCUGAAUCCGCAGGGAUGCCAACGAUGAUGCCACGGGAACACCCACUCGGCACCUAGAAGGCACGCGUGCAGAGUAAUCAUCAAUCAGGCCCAACCCUUAGGUCUAAACAUGGUCAGGUCGUCCCGCCCAUUGGGGUCGCUGAGUGAGUGCGUGCGAGGCGACUGGGGAGAAGGAUGAGCCCUGGUCCCCGGGGAGCUGACCCAGGCUCUUAACCCUGGGUGUCCAGCUGUGCCAGGAAAACCCUUGGCAUUGCCGUGGGUUUCAUUGCCAUGAAUCGUGCAGGGGUGGGUGGACGGAGUGGGAAGCGGUCUCCAGUCCUUUGUGCUUCUGAGCUGUGCGGCCUGGUAUCAUCUUAGGAGGUGGACUCUGGGCCACUCAUUUUACACCAGGUGUCCGCGACUAAUGAGAAGAAACUGGGUCAGUUUUUAGUGACAUUGCUAAUCACUGAAUUUUGUUCUGUAUUAAAUUAAGAGAAUGUUUCACAAGCCAUAAGCCUGAAGGUUGGCCCUGUGCACGCGCAAACAGAGAGCAAGAGAGAUAGAGAGAGAGAGAGAGAGAACUGAUGCAGAAAACAAGCUCUGUCUUCUUAACUGCCCAAGUGAAAAUCAAGUUCAGGAAAUUACAAUAGCUGUUAAGGAAGAAAAUAAUGGUACAGAUUCUUUUUUCUGCCUGUCAAAACUAUUUGAUCCGAGUGAAAACAAAAAAAGCUACAGAACCUGCCAUUAGUAUUGUGGUGUAUUUUUAAAAGAUGAAAGGCACAUUGAUGGACAAACAAAAGUAAAAAACAUGGCAAAACAAACAAAAAACAAAAAAACUCCUAUACUGCCCUCAAAAUGGAGUUUGCAAUUAAUGUCAGUCAGGAUUCUUCUUUGCAAAAUCAGUGAUUUCCACAUUCAGCCAGUGUAGCCAGCAGAAAUUUCUGAUCCACAAUGCAUGGAUUCCUUUGAAAAAAAAGAAAAAAAAGAAAAAAAAAAGAAAAAAAUCACAAAACACAAAACUUUUUUUUAUUCAAAAAAUAACAAAGUUCUUGUAAGGUAAAUAAUGUAUUUAGCAUGAAGCAUGAAUUAUUUUCAUAUAAAUAUAGAAAAUAGAGAAAAGGCUAUGCCUCUAAUUUUUAAGCCCUUAGGCUUAGAGUUUCUUUUGGUUUUCUCUUUUUUUUUUUUCUUUGAUUUUUUUUCUGUUGUUUUUUGUUUUUGUUUUUGUUUUCUUUCCUUCUUUCUUUCUUUCUUCCUUUCUUUCUUUCUUUCUUUCUUUCUUUCUUCUUCUUCCCAAUGAUUUUGUUUUGGUUUUUUGAAGCAGGUGUUUAAGGUUUAACCUUCUUCAGGGACAAAUUCUGACUGUUGGGGAAUCUUACUCUGCAAUAUAAAAUAUCUUCAUGUUCUGGUAGGGCCUGGAUGGUGGAGCUCUGUACUGCCUUGUCUGAACUUCAGCCCCCGACCCCCCGAUUCUCUGUUGAAAAGUGUGUCCUUUCUCUUUGUACAUGUUUACCAUGACGCAAUAAUUCGAGGGCAAACUUAGUAGUGAGUGUGUAUGAUAGAAUCAAGAGAAUUCUGGGAUGCUGACUUGUGGAGACCAUGAUCGUGAUUUGGUUCUAGGAAAAAAGGCAGUGAAUCAUUAUGCAAAUUCGCCAGGAGAAGGGGAAGCACGCUAAUGGGCCUUAUUGCAUGAGGGUGUGAGUUAGGGUACCCGCAAAGGAGGGAGCGACUCGGGGGUUGGAAGGACCAGCCCCAGAUGGGUUUCCUCCGAAGCCACCUCCCAGUGGGACGGAGGGUCCGGCCACCUCUGCCACCUGAGCACACGACCCGACCUGGAACUAAGCCCACCUAGAUUAGGAGAGCUGAAUUUAGACCGGACGAUGUCACGCAGACCAGAAACUCCCGUUAUCUUUGCCUGAAAGGAAUUGUCUUGGGAGAUCCAGAGAGAAGUGUCUGAAAGAAUAAGAUCUCCCACCCACGUGGAGGGGAAUUUUAAAACCCCAACAGGAACACCCACUCCCAGGACUCAGGAUGUGGUGGGUGAGGGAGAGUGGGGGACCAGGGCGGGCGGGGGGGUAACACAGUGAUCUUGAAAGACGGGCCAGUGGCCCGCCCCGUGGCCACGGGGCCAUCACGAGUCCAGUGGCCAGGACGGAGGGAGGGAGCUGGCGCAUACCCUGUGCUUUGCUUCCUCUGGGUUGCUGAUGAGAGAACCUGGGGAAAAAAAAGUCUACACCGCAGGACAGGGUCAAGUUCAGUACCUGAACCUGAACGCUUCCAGCAUAUUAGUUCCGGGUGUAGAUGCGAAGAGGAUGUACUAUUCAAGUGCUCCCUCCAUCUCCCCCAAGUGUCCGACACCCCAAGAGCUGUGUCUGCUGCGGAGCUUGAGCAGGACUCCGAUGGGUUGUCACCUGACCAAGCUCGGAAGACACCCCUUUCGGCCCCCCCACCCCCACCCCCAGGGUGAAGGUCAGACUUCCCUCCUGAAAAGGCAGAGGCGACAUCCAGGACUUUCUGGCGGGGACUUCUUCCAAUCCAAACCCCCCCACAGUGGGCUGUCUCCCCUCAUUUCAUUUUUCUAAAGGAGCAAAAGCCUCUUUUAGAAAACAAUAAAAUGCAAUGUGUGUGAUUUACUUUUCUGAUCUCUUUGAGAAAUAGAUAAAUAUAAAAGUGUGUUCUUAACUCCAGAACCACUCUUUUUGCAUAAAUACCUCAUCGGGCAGCUUUCUAAGUGUUAUUUCCUGAGUCUCCCUCGGCACCCGCGUGGGCGCCACCAGGGGGACAUCUAGGGGAAACUUUAGUGAGGGUACUUUUUUCUAUUUUUCUUCUGUUUUUGGAGGCAUACACAUUAUGCAUAACCAAAACAAUGGCUCAAUUGUGUUUAACUUUGUAUUUUGAUCGUUGAGAAAAAACAAAAAAAACCAACAACAACAACAAAAAAAACCAAGUAUCAAUGUGUAUGUGGCCGUUUGUAGUUAAAUUCAUCACAGAAGGAGGUUGCCCGCGUCCUUGCCAAGCCAAGGGGCAGGAGGCACCCUCUCUCACUCCCCUCCUCCAAGAGCAGUAGAGGAUUUAAGCACAAGCCUAUUUGUGAAAGAAUAUUUUGCUCAAAUGUAAUUCACUUUAGUCUUGGAAUUACUUCCCAAACGUCAGGUGUUCUUCUAGCUUCCAAACUUAGCCUAUGUACUCAUGAGUCUGACAGGUCGCCUGAGCACCGUUCAAGGGGUGUGGUGUUUUUGCUUUCAUUUCUCCUGCUGGGAGAAGUGGCGUUUUCAUGUGUCAUUCCAGUAUCUCACCUACUCACACGGGGCGGGGGGGCGGGGGGAGACGGGGAACUAUAGCAAUAUUUAAAGAUGCUUUGGAAAACAAGCAUGAACACAUCAGCACCACGACAUCUACAGUUACUUGCUGUUGGCCCUCGGACCCAUUUAAGAGGAAGAGACUGUAGCUCUUUUUUCUUAAAUGCUCUACACAUAGACAGUUAUUUUUAUGCUACUCUAAUCGUCCUUUAUCUAGUGCUACGUGGAAAGGGUCUGCAUCAUAGAUUUUUCCCAGCCUUAUUAUAUACCAUAAGCUCCUACUUCCCUUCCCUCUCUGAUCAGUACACUUUAAAGAGUUCUUUGGUAAACAAAGCUGUCUAUUUGGAACCCACGUUUGGGUGGUGGUUUGAGAUGGCCCAGACGACUGUGGCGGUUUCGGUCCCGGGGCUGAGUCUUUAAAAGAAGGGAUGCGUCCCAGGCUUUUCCCCCAAGAGCCGACCUUUCCCGUGGAGGCAAGUCGGCGCAUCCAGCCCCUGCCAGGUGCGACAGGAGCUAUCCCACAGGGCCUUCUAGAAGCUGCCCCAGGGACAACUGCAGGCUGCGGGCUCUGCAGAGUGGACACCGGCCAGAUGGCUCCCGUGGCCCAGCUCAGCCCCGGGACGGCCCGGCACCGAGGGCUAGCGACUCGCCCUCCGGUUAUCCCCACGCCACGCGUGUGGGCUCUUAGCCUCUCACCGAAGGGCUUUUGGAGAAGGAAUCAGAGUUCUGUACAAGUGACCUACAUGGGAGGGGUUUGCAUAUGGGAUGGGGUUCAAUUCAAUGUGACUUCUCUUUUCCCUCUAAACUUGAUUCAGGUUGGGACUCGUUUCUUUCUGGUGGAUCACAGCUGCCCAGAUGUUGCAAUUGAUUUUUUAUGUUUCUGUAGAGAAGUUUGUUUUUUGUUUUUGUUUUUUGUUUUUGUUUUUUUGGUUUUUUUUUUUUCCUUUCAUCUUCAGGAUUCUUGCCACCAAAAGAACACAUUUGAACUCUGUGUCCCCUCUUGAUUGUGACUUAACCAGUGUUGACAGUUAAAUCCUUGGUGUCGUAGGUCCCAGCCCUCCAAUACUAUAUCAAACACUGUUAUGCACAUAAUGCAGCACUGUGAUCUAAUUUAAAUAAUACUUUUUUAUUAUUUAUACUACUAUAUAUAAUAUACAUCAACACUUUUGCUAUAUAACCUAAGUGAUAACCCUCUUUUAGUUACCUGCCAAACUCGGGACUUUGGUUUAUAUUGCAGUUAACACAGUUACCAAGUUGUAAUGGUGUCUUCUUUUCCUUUUUUUUUUCCUCUUUGUAACGGAAUGUGUAAAUCAAAGUAUAUACAUUGUGUGGUGUUCCUGUUUCUGGAGUUUCAUGAGGAUUUACACAUGGCAUCCAGUGUUCUGUAUAGACCCGCCUACCUUUGUGAAUUCAUCUGUUAACCCCUCUUCCUUGGAGAGAGCGCCAGAGGUGGUUAACUCCUUGUUUUCCUCUCUCUCCUACUGGUUAUUCUUGAAUUAAGCACAGACUCGUCAGCUCGGUUGCUUUAUCAUGAAUAAUGCGUGUGACCUUGAAAUUCUUCCACAGUUCAGCAAACAAGUGCUAGCUUCACUGACCAAAAAUUAAGGAAGGAAAAUAACGAUUUUUUUUUUUUUUUUCAAAACGAUCCAUCUCGUAACGGCCGAAACCGAUGUGUCUAUGGUGCUGCAUUUUGCUGUCUGUCCUUCUUUUGAAAUCAGACCUAGGUGAAAGACCACUUCUGACUUUACUGUGAUAUGCUCACAAGUACCCUUCCUUGUCCGUUUCGUUAGCAUUGAAAUCGAGACUAUUUAUUUGGAAUCUAUUCAGCAGUGUUUUUUCCACUGUAUUUCAUUUGCAAAAGUUGAGAACAGCCUUCCCCACCUUUUGCAAAUAACUGAUACUCCAUAUUGGAAUCGCACAGACUUCGAUAUGGUGAGCCUAUCAAACCUACAAAUUGUAUUUCAUCCUUCCAUGACUGUGGCCUGAGUUCCCCAGCCCCCACCCCCUCCCCCCCCCCUUUUUUUAGGUGAACCUUAGCACAAUUUCAGUUAUUUAAACAUGAAGCAUUUCCUGAGUAUGUAUGUUGAGGCCAUUGAAGCUCAGAGCUGAUUCAGUAACCAGUUCCAUGCCGUGUUAUUCACACUCACUACUUAUACUGCCGUGGUGAAAAAUGUGGGUGGGGGGGAGUUAUCCGGGUGUGUCUGGGAAGCAUUAUACACUUGUACAUUUUUUUAUACUCUGAUUCUGUACCAUUUCUGAGUUUCAUUUUUGUUUUACAGAAGAAAAAAAAAAACAGUGAUAAAGCAAUCAGAAGACUAAGAGGUUUACUAUCGAUGCUUAUGGUCGUCUGACCUUUGCUGGCCAAUAGACCCACAUGGCCAAAUUAUAAUUUACUAGAGUAAUAAUUUUUCGAGAGCCAAUUUUUUUUUCCUCUGUAUUUUCUGUAUGAAACUGCCAAUAUCAUGAAUAGAAAGGGAGAACCGUAAAGGAGAAAGAAAGUGACGUUCAGUUGCGUUUGCGUUACCUAGAGGAGCAGUGUGGAGGCAGGCACGAUCAGCCGAACUUUAGGGACCUGAUGGUGUUGCUUUGGAGGCAUCCAUACCUGCAUUUCGCAUUCUUCAUAUGUAAUCAUAUUGCCAAAGACAAACUAUUUCAUCAUUUAUUGUAAAUAACACUUUUCCCCCAGACCUACCAUAAAGUUUCUGUGAUGUAUUGUCUUCCAGUUGCAAUAAAAAUUACUGAGUUGCAUCAAUCGAA